Messenger RNA from Nerophis lumbriciformis (worm pipefish), 4572 nucleotides. RefSeq names its product sortilin 1b (gene sort1b). Gene Ontology annotation, molecular function: protein binding. Gene Ontology annotation, cellular component: Golgi apparatus; membrane. The record is from RefSeq and is a predicted model, not a curated record. Lineage: Eukaryota; Metazoa; Chordata; Actinopteri; Syngnathiformes; Syngnathidae. Gene Ontology annotation, biological process: vesicle organization; Golgi to endosome transport; endocytosis.
ACAAUUUGCCUGCUGGUACAGUGCAUCAUGUUGGCUAGGUGUUCACAAGGCUGCUAAUUGGCGUUGAGAUAUCAUCGUGAAUUUCAUAUUUUCUAAUAAUAUUUUCGACAUUAUUUCGCUGCCUCGCCGGGGACACAUUAGUGGAUUAAUGAGGCCUCUGCGUGUGUUUCACACGCUGAAAUGAUCGUUGUCUGAAGGACUACUAUUUUGUUGAUGUCAUCCGUACAGGAGAUCGUAUAGCGACCUUCAAUUGACUUGAAUAAACAAACACUUUUUUUUUUUUUUUUUAAAUCCAGAUUUGAUAUUUUCCAGUGACAUUUGGCGUUGAGGAUGGGACUUUCGCUGCCUGCUUUCUUGCUGCUAUGCUGCUUAACCCUGACAACCGGUUCAGAUUUUCUGUCGGGGUCUGAACCGUCCGGACGGGCGGCUUUUGUCAGGGGUUCGAACCGAGCUUCGAAAAUCACAAAGCGGUCUUUGCCCGCUUGGCUGCCUUUUCCACAAAAACACAACAUAAGGAAGAGAAGCGCCCCUUCAGACGCCUCCUGCGACGCUCUUCAAGGAUAUGAAACCAAGUUAGACAACAACACUCACCGUCAUACCUUCAAUGACCUCAGUGGAUCCGUGUCACUGGCUUGGGUUGGAGAUGGCACAGGGGUCAUGCUGGCUUUAACAACUUUUCAGGUUCCCUUCUUCAUGAUUAGACUUGGACAGUCCAAACUCUAUCGAAGUGAGGACUAUGGCAAGACCUUCUUGGAUGUCACAGAUCUCAUCAACAACACCUUCAUCAUGUCGGAGUUUGGCAUUGCUAUCGGGCCUGAGAAUUCAGGGAAAGUGAUCUUGACAGGAGAGGUGUCUGGAGAUCACAGUUCACGGAUCUUUGUGUCUAGCGACUUUGGGAAGAGUUUUACCCACCAAGAACUGCCCUUCAACCCACUCGUCCCGAUAAUGUACAACCCCGAGAAUUCCAAUGUGCUACUGGGCCUGGGUAACAAAGAUGAGCUUUGGCUGACCGAAGAUUUUGGGGUUAACUGGAAAAAGAUCCAUGACAUGGUGUGUCUGGUGAAAUGGGGGAGAAAAAAUGCCAUCUUCUUUUCAACCAAUCGCAAUGGAUCCUGUGAUGACCGGGGAGAGCUUGAGCUUAGGAGGACAACUGAUAAUGGGAAAACCAUCGCAACUGUCGCCACAAAAAUCUACUCCUUUGGCCUGGGUGGACGCUUCCUCUUUGCUUCUGUGAUGAUGGGCAAGGGCACUCUGCGUAAGAUCCACGUGUCAGUGGACCAGGGAGAGACUUGGAACAUGGCUCAAUUGCCUGCUGUUGGCCAUGAGCAGUUCUACUCUAUCCUGGCAGCAAGUGAUGAAAUGGUCUUCAUGCAUGUCGAUGAUCCGGGAGAUACUGGCUUUGGCACUGUUUAUGUGUCAGAUGACCGAGGCACUGUUUACUCCAAGUCAUUAGCACGCCACCUUUACACCACCACUGGCGGUGACACGGACUUCACUAACGUCACCUCCCUGCGAGGAGUUUUCAUCACCAGCAUCUUGGCUGAAGAUAACUCUGUGCAGUCUGUGGUGUCUUAUGACCAGGGAGGGGAGUGGUCUCCUAUUCAGAAACCUGCCAACAGCAAAUGUGACGCGACAGCUAAAGACCCAGAAAAGUGCAGUCUUCAUAUUCACGCUGCCUACAGUACUGCUAUGAGGCUCAAUGUCCCCAUGCUGCCUCUGAGUGAACCAAAUGCUCUGGGUCUAAUAUUAGCUCACGCAAGUGUUGGUGAUGCGAUAUCAGUGAUGAACCCCGAUGUGUACGUGUCUGAUGAUGGAGGCUACACCUGGAUCAAGGCUCUUGAUGGACCCCAUCAUUAUGCUAUUUUGGACUCUGGUGGUCUGCUGGUGGCUGUGGAACACAAUCCCAACGAACCAAUUGACAAGAUCAAGUUUUCUACUGACGAAGGGCAGUGCUGGCAUUCGUAUACCUUCACCCAGGAGCCCAUCUACUUCACAGGGCUUGCAUCAGAGCCUGGUGCUCGCUCGAUGAAUGUCAGCAUUUGGGGCUACAAAAACAGUUUGCUCAGCCAGUACUGGAUCUCCACCACCAUUGACUUCAGGGAUCUGCUCACUAGAGACUGUGCGGACAGUGAUUAUGUUCAGUGGUUGGCUCACUCUGAUGACAUCAGUCACCCCGACGAUGGCUGCAUGCUGGGCUAUAAAGAAAAGUUUCUGCGUCUCAAGAAAGACUCUGUUUGCUGGAAUGGUCGAGAUUAUAUGAUCACCACUCAGCCAACGCCUUGUCAGUGCACACUGGAUGACUUUCUGUGUGACUUUGGAUAUUACCGCAAAGAGAAAAGUUCAGAGUGCAUGGAGGAGCCUGACCUGAUGGGCAAGGUGCUGGAGUUCUGUCUGCAUGGCAAAGAAGAACAACUGGUGACUCAUGGCUACAGGAAAAUCCCCGGAGAUAAGUGUGAGGGGGGAGAUAUUCCUGAGCGAAAAGAGAUUGACCUCAGUCAGAGGUGUGUCAGUGACUUGUGGGGCCCUGAAUUCCAGAAAAAAGGCUCUUCCUCCAAAUCUGUACCCAUUGUGAUAACAAUUGUCAUCAUCAUGCUAUUGAGCACCGUCGCUGGAGUCUUCUUUGUCAAGAAAUACGUCUGCGGUGGCAGGUUCUUAGUUCACAGAUACUCUGUACUGCAGCAACACGCGGAAGACAACGCUGCUGACAUCACGGACGACCCACUCGACAACGACCACGCUCCAAAUGGAAAGAUCGAGUUCCAUGACGACUCUGAUGAGGACCUGUUGGAAUAGCAGGUAGAGCCUGUAAAUCCAUCUCAACGGGAUUCUCGCCUACCUGGUGACUGGAGACUUGUUCCUGUCACACACAUUUGUCUCCAGCUACUUCUUCCUUUCAUAGAGUAAUGAUCUUUGACCUCAGCUGCCAGACCGAAGGUCUGUGUCACUUUGCUGUCCUUUAUGAAGUAACAUGAAUGUACGCUGGCUGCCUGGACAUGGAAAUAUGUUGAUGGUCUUGUCGAAACUUGGGUGUAAAUCACAGCAAGUGUAUUUAUUAUCAUGUGGAUGCAAGACGUGUCAGGACAGGAGAAAUGAGUUUGGAGGUGAUUGUGGUUAUGUAAAUGCUUCCUGGGGCCUGCCUCUGCUAUCCAUUGGCGAGCGCUCCUAAAAAUAUUCUCACAUCUUUCGAAGAUGCAUGUUCUUUCUCUGCACUUGUAUGUAUAUAGUAGUCUCAUAAAAUGUGAUAUUAGCUUGGUAGGUGAUUGCUGGAUAAUGACUUCCCAAUUACUUAUUACUAUAACAACUACUUUUUAUGAGGUUGUUGAUUGUCCAUGAGGCCAGAAUCUGACAAUUUUGGGCCUCAGUUUAAAUGUUGUUUGAUGGGCACUUUGUGUGUAUUGGGAAAAUUACAGUAGCCUGCAAAUGUGUGUCUCUCUUCAAGUUUAAUGGUUGAAGUAAGAAGCACAACUAGAAGCUUCCAUUUGAUUGGCUAUCAGUAGCAAUAAUGUCUAAAUUUGCUGUAUUUGCAUUUAUGGGAAAAUCUUCCAUUAGCACAAUAUCUGUAAUCUCGCCAGCUGUUUUUUGAUGAAUUUUCAAGGCAAUAUUAUGUGCAGUUGAACUGCUAAAAGCACAAUGUGUGUAUGCUCAAAAGUGUCACAUUUGACCCAAAUGUGCUCAAGCUACAAAACAUUUGUCUGCAAUAAUCUGGGUACUCAUUAGUCUUGUCUAUAAUGACGGUUCCAACAGAUUUGUACUAAAGCUGCGGUUCAUAGCGGAUACGGUACAUAGUUUCAUAGCAAAUAUCACUUUAUUUUUCAAGACAGUUUGGAAUUUGCUAUAAACACACAGGAGCAAAUAAAUGAUGUAAGUAUUGUAAGACAUACAAGAUGACAGAAGCAGGUAUGUAAAUAACACAAGGGUGUGAGGUUGUUGACUUUUUAUUUGACUUGAAGCAAAUCCAACAAUAAUUUAUACCAUCAAAUCUUAGAACUACUGACAUGUCUCAAAGCUUUGUCCUCCCCCUGAGACAUAUUCACUGUUUUGUUUUUCUGGUGUUUUUAUUACAAUGAUGUCAUGCAGGUUUUAUUUAUUUGUCAUUAGCAGGUUCAGAGUGCAGUAAACGUUGUGUAGUUCGGAUGUGGUUGUUUAAGUGCCGCGUGCAAGGACAUGAUGAGUGACCGGCCUGUAUUCUUUUAAUUAUAUCAGCUGUUUAAUAACUAGUUUCAGUUUGACACUUCCCACGCUGCACUUUUCCAUAAGAUAAAAACAAUGAAUGAUACAGUAUGUUUCACAUGAGCUCCUAUUGAAGUGCAUGUAACCCCUUACAGUAGUCUUAGUUUUUCACGCCUCAACAUAAAAACCAAUGUAGAGAAGUUGCUUAGACAUUGAGGGAUGUUCUUAUUUGAUCAAUAAAAGUUAUGCUAUCUCAUGUUUCCUACAGUCUGAUAUAAAAUGUAGAAAGGAGGUUUUGUAAAUAUAAUCAAAUGUUACAUCUUUGUAUCUGCUGAAAAUCUGCUGUUUUCAUUUUAGGCAUUUUUUCUUUGGGUUUGCCAAUAAAUUAAUAAUGUUUAUCUA